AUGACCAUUAUGAAUCGCUUGCAGCCGGCAGCGGCACUGAAGAACUUCUCAAUGCCAUCACAAAUGAGCAGCCAGAAAUUCAUCCUGGGGUUGGGCAUUUCACCUGAUGACCGCCUGGACGAAGAGCAAGAGAGAGAAGUGGUACAUGAGAUUGAGUGUGAGCACGAGGUGGAGAGACCUCCAAAAGUGCAGGCUGCUCCCCAUUGUAUCAACGAGGAUGUCUGGUACUUCAUCCAGACAGGCUGCAUUCCAGAUGGAUCUCGUGCAUUCACUGCCGUUUUUGACACCCUCACUAGAACUUCAGCUGUGUUCUCAGGGUGUCAUCCAAGGGUAACACUUGCCUCAACAGAUUUUGUCACAACAGUUUUGGCUAAAGGCCUAAUGGACAGCUACAUCCGCCCAGUCAAUUGGAUUAUCUCGAGCAAUACGAUAUUCGACGCACCAGUGCUAGUCAUCAUCAGCCCCUUCGAGGUUAACAUUUUAUUAUCUGAGAUUAGGGCAAGUAAGCAAGUUCACUUGCAUGCUUAUACACCUCGCAUCAUCAAGAUGAUGAAGUCAUGUGAUGACCUGCAACUCUACAUCACACCAUCACUCCCCGCACAAUGGAUGCCACAUGAUACCCUUAUCCGCCAGCUGAGCGUCUUUUCUGGGCAAUUAUACUUUCCUCAUCACCACACAUACGUGAAGCUGUGUCGCUUCUUGGGGAUUUAUACCACAGAUCUCAAGGACCGGGGCAUCUUCAAGAUUCAAAGUGAUGGACUCAUCAAACCGGAGCAUCGGCCUCCUACUACAAAUUUUCCCAACAACUUCCAACAGUCGCCCAUCCUCAUGUUGAAGGCUCUUUUCGGUAUCUGCCGCAAGGGAAUGGGGUACUUACCCACGCACGUCGGGAAGUUAUUGGUUGCUCGGCAGUUGACAGCCAAAGACUUUGAAGAGACGGCUUGA
Suillus bovinus is the source of this 945-nucleotide messenger RNA. RefSeq lists its product as uncharacterized. The coding region runs from base 1 to 945 and encodes 314 amino acids. Lineage: Eukaryota; Fungi; Basidiomycota; Agaricomycetes; Boletales; Suillaceae. The transcript has 3 exons. The record is from RefSeq and is a predicted model, not a curated record.